Zasmidium cellare ATCC 36951 is the source of this 2577-nucleotide messenger RNA. RefSeq lists its product as uncharacterized. The record is from RefSeq and is a predicted model, not a curated record. The coding region runs from base 1 to 2577 and encodes 858 amino acids. NCBI's taxonomy places the organism in Eukaryota, Fungi, Ascomycota, Dothideomycetes, Mycosphaerellales, Mycosphaerellaceae. Gene Ontology annotation, cellular component: membrane. The transcript has a single exon. Gene Ontology annotation, biological process: transmembrane transport. Gene Ontology annotation, molecular function: ATP binding; ABC-type transporter activity; ATP hydrolysis activity.
AUGACUACAACACAAACAUCGACAGCCCUUGUGGCUCUACACUUGGCGACGCCUCUAGCGACGAUCUUCUACUUCAUCGCUGCCAAGAUAACUGCAUCGUGUCUACUUCAGCAACCGUCAAAACAUUCUGGAACGAGAUUGCGAAGAUAUCCAGCGAUCACGUUGGCUUUUGGCGUGACUGGAACCGUUGUUGCUGAGGGCAUCACGACCAUAACGCAAGCAUUCCAAAAACCAGAAUUCUCAUCGACGCCGGAUUACAGUGCCUAUUUGUUGCUACUGUUGACCGCCCACAGUGGUCUCAGCUUGGGACUCCUCGAGAACAAGAAUCCAAUAUGGCACCAAUAUCUUGGCGCGUGGUUCGUUGCCCUGGCCCUCGAAAUUCCUAUCAUUGCAUUGCAAGGAUUGACAAUACCGACGAACGAAUACGCGGAAGGUCGAAUGAUACUGUGCGUUCUCAGGGCACUUUGUCUUCUCGUGCUCUGCCUCUUCACAGGCUUCUCCAUGCUGGGCGAUCGCCGUCGGAGUGUCACAUUGGAUGACGAGAGUGAGGCACUGUUAGCAGCAGACACGAGCGAAGGCGGCAAUGUCAACGGAGCAAAUGGACAACCAAACGGCCAUGCAUCGAAGCCCGCUCGAUCACCAAACGACAGCCUCUUCUCCAACGAGGAGGACUCAGACGAUGAUGACUACGACUGGGGAUACGAUUCAGAUACGGAGGAUCCUGAGGGAGACAAGGAGCUCAGGGCACAGCAGAAGAAGCGGUUGCAGCAGUCUGGCAGCUGGAUCAGCUAUUUGUCUGAAUACGGUAUCUUCAUUCGGAUGGUGCUGCCGCGGAAAGAACGUCGAGUACAGGCAUGCAUCGCCCUUGUGGGACUCUGCAUUGUCGCAGAGCGUAUCCUCAACAUCCUUGUGCCCAGGCAGCUAGGUAUACUGGUCGAGGACCUCACAAACUUCGCUGGCACUGGAAUGGUCCCGUGGUCUUCUCUCGGAUUCUGGAUUCUGUAUGCAGCUCUUGGCUCCCAUGCUGGUGUACGUCUCAUCAGGGAGAUAGCACAGCUACCCGUGCAGCAAUACGGGUACAAAGCCAUCGCGACGAUCUCGUUCCAGCAUGUCAUGACUUUGUCCAUGGACUUCCACAACGAAAAGAACUCUGGCGAACUGAUGCGAGCCAUCGAGCAAGGCACUAAUCUUCAGGACCUUGUCAACUUCAUGUUCUUUGACGUUCUUCCAAUGUUUUUCGAUCUUAUUGCUGCGUUCGUAUACGUCUCGAUACUCUUCGACAUUUACAUGGCCAUGAUCUUGUUGGCGGUGGGAAUCGCAUACAUCUGGAUCGGAGCCAAGGUCACGAGCUUGAGCAUCAAGCAGCGCCGGAACUUCAACACCACUAUGCGCGAGGAGUCCAAAGUCCAGAACGAGGCCAUCAACAAUUGGCAGACAGUAUCUCACUUCAAUCGAGGCAAGUACGAAUCGGCGAGGUACAGCAAUGCUGUCGACGCUUUCAACUUCGCUGAAUGGAAGUACUAUCUUGCCUUUGACCUUGGUGGUGGAGCACAGAACGCGGUUAUGUUUCUUGGAAGGGUGGCUGCCACAGUCCUGGCGGUUUACCAAGUAUCCCAAGGCACUGUCGGCGUCAGGAACUUCGUCACGCUGGUCUCGUAUCUGGACUCCAUUGAGGAGCCGUUCAGCCUUGUCUCAUACUCGGUGCGCAAGAUCACGGGAAUGUUGACCGACUCGGAGCGUUUGCUACAAUUACUGACAACGAAGCCGAGUAUCACGGACGUCCCUGACGCAAAGGAACUUGAGGUCACAAAGGGUGAGGUGUCUUUCGAUCAUGUCGAAUUCGCAUACGAUCCUCGAAGGCCAACCCUCAAAGACGUCAACUUCACUGUGAAACCGGGCCAGACAGUUGCUCUGGUUGGCGAGACAGGCGGAGGCAAGUCGACGACCUUGAAGCUGCUUUAUCGAUACUACGACGUCAAUGGCGGCGCUGUCAGAAUCGACGGCCAGGAUAUCCGUGAAGUCACGCUCGACAGUCUGCGUGAUUCGUUUGGUAUGGUGCCGCAGGAUCCAUCGCUCUUCAACUUCACCAUCAUGGAGAAUAUCAAGUACGCGCGGUUAGACGCUACGGAUGAAGAGGUCAUGGACGCCUGCCGAGCUGCUGCGAUCCACGACAAGAUCAUGAGCUUUCCAGAUGGAUACAGCGCCAAGGUCGGCGAGAGAGGCGUGAAGCUGUCCGGUGGUGAGCUGCAGCGGAUAGCAAUCGCGCGUGCAAUGGUGCGGCGGCCGAAGAUCGUGCUACUUGACGAAGCCACGAGCAUGAUCGAUGCCGAGACAGAGGCCGUGAUUCAGCAGGCCUUCAAGCGACUCACCGCAGACCGAACGACCUUCAUCGUCGCGCAUCGACUAUCAACGAUCCAGCACGCGGACUUGAUCCUCGUCAUUCAGGACGGUGAGAUCGUGGAGAGAGGAACGCAUGAGGAGCUUUUCGAGCAGAAGGGGAAAUACGUGGCGCUUUGGUCGAAGCAGCUGAGCAAGGACGUGGCCUCGCGCGGGGGGGGGAAAUUUGAUCGGCCUUGA